AUGGGUGAAGUGCACGGCCUUAUCCGUGAGUUAGCCCCAUUCCUAGCAAGUGCAAGCAACAAGAAGAAGUUCCACCUAUUCAUGCUGGAUCCUGAGGAGGGCAGCCUCCACCGCAUCCUCAUCCAGGACUGGGAUAUUUCUGAUCUCAGCACUCUAACCCCAAGUAGAAGAGACCCACUGGAGGGCGAAAAGGCCGGGGCAGACACUGAGCAGAACUACCUACUGGGAAAGCUCCGGCGGAGAUGUGGCGGGCGGCGGCCCUCCUGGCGGUGGCGGCCCUGGGGGGCCUGGGGGGCCUGGGCGGCCUGGGGGGGCUGGGCGGCCGGGGGGGUCCGGGGGCCCGGGAACGGGGACAAGCCGCCCCGACGAGCCCCGAGAGAUGCCCGCCCUCUGCCAGAGGUGACGCUGAAAGUCCAUGUGAGCGACGGCAGCACACAUCAGCCAAUCCUCGAAGCCUUCGUGGAAAUCUUCACCAAUCAAGUUUCCGUUGCCUCUGGAAGCACGGGAGCAGAUGGCAUCGCUUUCAUUAAGUUUCAGUAUAAAUUGGGCAGCCAGCUGGUCGUCACAGCUUCCAAGCACGCCUAUGUCCCCGGCUCGGCACCGUGGAAACCCACCCGAUUACCCGUUUUUUCUUCUCUAAGUCUCCGUUUGCUUCCGGAACGAUCAGCUACUCUAAUGGUGUAUGAAGACGUGGUCCAGGUACUUGCGGCCUUUCAAGGAACCCGCCCCGAGCCUCACGCCCACUUUCCGAGACGAGCCCUGAAAUUGCCAGAGGACGCUGGCUACGGCAAUCUAACCGCGUUUCUCACAGCAGCCAGCUCCCCCGUGGAAGCCCGAAGCUUUCCUUAUCUACAGGGACUAGAUGGAAAUGGAACAGGAAACAGCACAAGCUAUGACCUGACGCCCGUCACCGCCAUCAGCGUGCAGCUUCUCAACAGCGACGGGGCUCCAGUCGCGGUAGAAGGCCCGAUAUUUGUCACCGUCCCUCUCCCCAUCUACAGCAACCUGAAGCAUAAUGCCUACGUCACAGCCUGGCGCUUCGACCCGAAGCUUGGGACGUGGCUGAAAAGUGGCUUGGGCCUCGUGCAGCAGGAGGGGACCCAGCUGACCUGGACUUACAUCGCCCCUCAGCUGGGUUACUGGGUGGCAGCCAUGUCUCCGGAUGGCCAAGGUCCGGUUGUAACACAGGAUAUUGCCACCUAUCACACGGUGUUUCUUUUGGCCAUUUUAGGAGGGUUGGCUUUCAUCCUUCUGGUUUUGCUGGGGCUCGCUUUGUAUUAUUGCAGGAGGAAAUGCCUAAAGCCCCGUCAGCACCCCAGGAAACCGCAACUCCCGGCCUCGCUGGACGCCGCCAAAAAAGACCAGUCGACUUCCAUGUCCCACGUCAAUCUGUUGUUCUCCCACCGCGAGUCGGAUUUCCCCGGAGCCCUCCCCGCGGCGACGGGCGGGCGCCCCGACCUCUCCGGCCGGGAGGAGCUGAUGGCCGGGGCGGGCCUGGAGACCAUCUCCGCCGGGGGGAACCCGGGGCCCCCGACCCCGAGGCUGAAGCUGUCGUACAGCACCUCCCAGGAGUUUAGCUCCCGAGAAGAGCUCCUCUCCCGCAGGGACGAAGACCGGGGCCGGGCCUCGUUCGAUCACCUGGCGCCGGGCGGGGCCUUCGGGAAGGACUACCACCGAUCCGUGGAGAUCUUCCCCUUGAGGUCCAGGAAGGCGCCGGAGGCGGAAGGCCGCGAGGACGAUUACCGGAAGAGCUACGACGUCCUGGUGCCUCCCGCCCGCCCUCUCCCCGCGGGCGGGCGGCCCCGGACCCCCGCCCGGCCGGGCCCCGGGCCCUCCUCGUCCCCCGAGAAGGAGCAGCCGGCCGAGCGCCGGCCCGCCGAGUGCAUGAUGUCCCGCUCCGUCGACCACCUGGAGAGGCCGGCCGCGGCCUACCCCCGGCCCGGCCAGCUGCUCUGCUGCAACUCCGUGGACCAGGUGAGCGACCGCCUCUUCCGCAGCGUCGUGCCCACCCUGGCCGUCCCGGCCCGCUACCUGCAGCUGCCCGGGGAGCCCCCGUACGGCGGCCAGCCCUGGGAGGAGGAGCCGGGGGAGAUGGAGAGGCUCCAGGCGGAGCUGGCCGGCUCCCACACGCAGCUGUUCCGGCCGCCGCACUUCUCCGCCCAGGCGGUGUCCCAGCAGCAUUUGCAGGAGGCGGGGGCCGGGGACUGGAGCGCGCCCGACGCCCCCGUGGCCGAGUCCCUGUCCAUCCCCGCCGCCCUCAACGACGCGGCCCUGGUCCACGUGGCGGCGGGGGACGGCCCGCUCCUCGUGGAGAAGGCCCUGAUGGAGCUGGGCGGGGGCCGGCCCCUGCCCCACCCGCGGGCCUGGUUCGUCUCCCUGGACGGCCGCUCCAACGCCCACGUCCGCCAUUCCUACAUCGACCUCCAAAGGGCCGGCCGCGGCGGCCGGAACGACGCCAGCCUGGAUUCCGGGGUGGACAUGAACGAACCCCGGGCCGCCCGGAAGGGAAGGGGAGACCCCCCGACGCUGCCGAGCCCGCAGGGCCCCGGGGAGCCCCCGCCCGGGGAGCCGGCCUUCCCCCGGCUGGUGGACUUGGACGGACCGGAGCGGGAGGGCGGCGAGGCCGAGGGCCCGGAGGACGGUGCCCUGCGCUGCUUCCUGGAGGCGGCCGGCCGGAGGGCCGGGGCCCAGUUGCCCAGCCUGCAGGAGGAGGCGGGAAAGCGGGCCGCGGACCGGCCCCCGGAACCUCCGGCCGGCCCCGACCCCGGGCCGACCGCCCGCGAAGGGGACGACGACGACGACGACGACGACCAGGGGGAAGACAAGAAGAGCCCGUGGCAGAGACGGGAGGAACGGCCACUGAUGGCGUUCAACCUGAAGUGAGCGGCGGCCUCUCCGAGGCCUAGGAAAUUGCCAAAUAUCCUUUCGGCGGAAGCCCCCGGCUUCUCCGUGAGAGAAACGGGACGCGGCGGGGAGGCGGGCGGGGGGCCGGCGGACGGGAGGGUUGCCGAUCCUCCCUCGGGAGAGGUGGAUGGGAACGCUCGCCUCCCGUAGCCCGGAUACCGGACUCUUCGUCGCAGGCGUCGAAAAAGGCGCCGAGGAAGGUCGGUUCGAGGACCUCGUCCUUUCCCCUGAACCCUGGUGAUGGUUGAAGUUGGGGAGCGGGGGACUUCGUGGGUGUUUUGUUUUUUCCUCUCUCCAGCCGGUUCGAUCACGCCUAGCCGGGAUCGCCGAGGGUCGGAUCGGCACGCGUCGGCCAGGGGGGUCGGAGGAAGCGUGUUAUGCUCAAAAGGCUACGCGGCGCUGCUUGUUAAGGAAUUUAACGCUUCGGUUAUGCUUUGGGGGCGG
Molecule: messenger RNA, 3348 nt
Organism: Tachyglossus aculeatus (Australian echidna)
Lineage: Eukaryota; Metazoa; Chordata; Mammalia; Monotremata; Tachyglossidae
Gene: FAM171A1
Product: family with sequence similarity 171 member A1
Exons: 12
Coding region: 1-2883 (960 amino acids)
Biological process (GO): regulation of cell shape; stress fiber assembly
Cellular component (GO): plasma membrane
Source: RefSeq, a predicted model, not a curated record